UUUCCCGUAAUCAAGAAUCAUCGAUUAUCUUAUAUAAUUAUUUUUUUUUAUAAUUCACAGGCAAAAGCACAGACUGGAAAUUAUGACUGAAGUUGAAGGGAGUAUGAGCAUGAAGUCAUAUCGGCGUCGCCUAGCGGCAUCUCCUCGUGUCAGAAAGAAUUUAAUAAGACAAAUAGAAUCCGAUGUUGAACGAGACGAAGAUAAAAAUCGAACACCUGCGGAGAUAAUACAAGAUGUUCUGGCUUGUAUUAAAGAUCGAAACGAAGAAUCUGCAACGCGAGUCGAUAAACUAAAUAGUUUGGUACGACUAAUUAAAAACCAUGAAAGAUUAAAAUAUACAUAUCCAGCUAAACCUUUUUUAUACGGAUUGAGAUUUUGUGUAUCGGAUCCAGUAAAGGAAGUUAGGAUUGCUGGAUAUCGAGCAUUGAGGUAUUUAAUUGCGGAUACUGAAACAUUAAAACAAAUUACAGAUUUACAUUACGAUAUAUUUAUUAUGAGGUCCUUAGCGAAAGAUCCAAAAUUAUUCAAUGAUGAGAGAGAACAAGUUUUAAAACUUUUGCGAACUUUUUCAGAUGUACCUGGUGGUACUAAAUUAAUACCUCUUGGUGUUAUGCGAGCGAUUGUGUCAAUUGCCGAACAGCCUGAUGAGAAAUUAAGAAAUAUAUGUCUAGAGACUCUGGCUGAAAUAAUGAUUCGUGAGCCAAAAAUUGUUACAAGUUGUGGUGGGAUGAGAGUACUUCUUCAAGCUUUAAUUGAUGGACCUGUAGAACUUGCUGAAUAUUUGAUAAUGGCUUUAUUAUAUGUGAUAGAUACCCCGGAUUCUAGAGAGUGCAUUAGACCUGGAGUUGAUUUAGAGAUUGUACUUUCCGGGUUCACGGAUGCUUGUAAUAAAGGAUCUAAAUUUGAACAGCAGGUUAGAGCAAGUUCUAGAGCAAUCUCUGUGUUAUUAAAAUCAUGGACGGGGAUUAUAUAUCUUUGUAGAGACAAUAAGCAAGCAAUAAAAUCUAUCGUGGAAUCGCUCAGGAUAACUUCGGAUGAAACGAGGGAAAUCAUGCUUGAUAUGUUUUUCGACAUUUUCAGGAUAAAGGCUCCAAAUUGGUAUCCUAAUUUUUUAUCUGGAAAAAGGAUAACUGUAUAUGGUAAUCCUGAACAAAAAGAUAAUAAUAUUGGCGAGCCACCACCCUCAUCUAUAAAUGUUCAUGACAGAUUAAACUUAUUGGACCAUCAUUUGGUAGUCUUACUUGAUAUAUUUAUGGAUUCUGGACUUCUUGAUGCACUUGUUGAAAUUAUUGAGGAUAAGAAUCAACAUGUUGCUCGCAAAGCUACACUUUUUAUUGGAGAAAUUCUUCAAUUGUCAAAUAGAUUAUUAUCAGUGUCUCGUUCAAUACGAAUUCAAUCUCUACCGAGACUUUUUAGUUUAGCGACAAAAUUUGAUGAUGAGAUCGUACGGCAUAGUGCUACUGCUGCUCUCUCACAUAUCGAUAAUUUAAAUAGAACACGAAAUCGGUUACAAAUCAAUAGUGUAGAUAACGAUUCAUCGCUUAACCCUCGAAGUCGUAAUGCUCGACAGGUUGAAAAUGUAAAGAUUAAGAUGGGUAUGCAAAUUGAUGAUAAGCAUUUUGUGAGUUUGCUAAUGGAGUCUCAGGUCUUAAGCACAAAAGAUGGUAAAAAAUGGGACUUUGAAACUAUGAUGGAAUUGUUGCAAGGUCCAUUACUUAAUCCACGAAGAUUAGAAGAAGCUAUUAGAUCCAAGUUUGUAAAACGUCUAAUUGGAUUUUUCCGGCCAACUAGUCGAAGGUUCUCAGAAAUUGAAAAGACCUCCGAAAACGAAAUAUUUGUAACAUUGGGAUGCACUCUUGUAUCUACAUUAUUAGCAUGUAGUGAUGGUGUAAGAUAUUUAGAGAGUAACAAGUUCUUGAGACAGAUCGCAGAUGGUCUAAACCAGCUUGAUCCCAUUAAUGGAACUUCUGAAUCCGAGCCAUUGUUUUCUAAAGAACGAAUAAAUAACACACUUACAUCUGGAUAUUUCACCAUCUUAGGGUAUUUUAGCAAAUAUAAAGAAGGUGUUAGAUUAUUGGAAAAGUUCAAAAUUUUCAACACGUUUUAUCAUUUAAGUGAACUAAGAAGUCGCGAAGACUUGAUUAAAGCUAUUAUUACGAAUCUAGAUUAUAGUCUAGAUGGGCAUCCACGCAUUCUUCUUUCCAAAGUGAUGACAUCAGGUUACAAGCGUGUAAGGUUAUAUGCGACAAAGCAUUUGGGUCUGAUUUUAAGGACGUCGUCGAAAAAAUUUAAUGAAUGGGGAAUACAACUACUUAUUACCCAGUUAUACGAUCCCGCUAUGGAAGUGUGUCAAAUGGCGGUUCGUGUUCUUGAAGAAACUUGUAAUCACAAGGAAAAUAUCGAAUCGCUAGUUAUGCUUCGACCGAGCCUGGAUCAUUUAGGAGAAGUAGGAAAUCCUUUGUUGUUAAGAUUUCUGUCUACUUCAAUAGGAUUCAAAUACCUUUCUGAAUUCGAUUAUGUCGAAAGAGAAAUGGAUGAGUGGUUCCAAAGUCGGAAUCAAUAUUAUGUUACUCAAUUGGAAGUUAUGUUGUCAACAGCGUUAAAACUUGGUGGAGGUGAUAACCGUUUCGAUGAUGAUGACAAAAUGCAACCAUUUGAUGGAAUAUCGCCUCCUCAUUUCUAUGGUGAACUUGCGAAAACUAACGAAGGUUGUCAAUUAUUAAGAGAAAAAGGACAUUUUCGCGAGUUCGCAAAGUUUGUGAGAGCGCACAAAUUAGAAUCGCGUGACGCAUCCGGUAUAGCAAAACUCAAGUCGGUUCUUUGGACUGUGGGAAAUAUUGGGUCAUCGAAGAGUGGAUUACAAUUUUUAGAGGAAGAAGAUAUAAUUAAGGAUAUAGUGUUUAUUGCAGAAAAUUCCUCAGUCCUAUCUUUGAAAGGGACAUGUUAUUUUGUUUUAGGGUUAAUAACAAAAACAGCAUCAGGUAUUGAAAUGUUAGAAGAUCUUGGAUGGGAGUGUGUAUACGACGCAAACACGGGAAUAGGAACUGGUUUAUGUAUACCCGUAAAUUCUCAAGCAUUUCUAUCCUUUCCUAAAUGGAAGUACACGGGUUUUGAAUCAGCCCUUGAUACACCAUCAAAACCUAUAGUACCAUGUUCAUCGGUUGAAAGGAAUUUGUUUAAAGCAAUGGCAAAUCUAACGAAUCGAAUAUUAUCAAAUGCUGGCUCUCGAAGUCUUUCAAAAAUAAGAUCACAGCAUCCAGAAGUAUUUACUAAUCUAAGUACAUAUUAUAAAGCAAUUCAAAUGUUAUCAACAUAUCAUUAUCGUUUACCUUCACGAAGACUUAUUAGUGAAUUGUUUGAUGUGGAUUUCACUUCAGAAGCGCUUGAAGAACUUGAUAGAUUGGUAGAAGUGCAGCAAAAUGAUGAAUUAAAUGGAAUAUCAGAUGAAAAUUCAGAAGACGGUAAUGCGGAAGAUAUUCAACAAAAUGAUAAAAAGUUCACGAGAACGCAUCGCGGUAGCGAUGGCGUAAUCGCUGUAAUGUCCGAAGAUCAAAAUGAUAUCAAUGCUGAAGAAACUGUACCAAAACAGGCAUUAUCGCCUGUCUUGGUUAUAAAAGGAUUCAGGAUCUGAAUUCUUUAUUUAUUGUUUCUAAACAAACAUUGUAUUGGUUUUUUUUUUUUGUAUUAUAAUUUCUACUAUCUAUUUUCUAUUUCUAUUUAUUUAUUUAUCUUUUAUUUCCUUUUGGACUUUUUCUUUUUGUUCAUCGAAGAUUUUUGUUUUGUGAUUAAAUAACACACUAUUUUUUAUGCAAAAUAUUUAGAAUAUUUACAAAAAAAAAAGAUUAUUACAGCAAAUAUCUUGUAUGACUGCAAUAAUUUUAAUUUUGU
Rhizophagus irregularis DAOM 181602=DAOM 197198 is the source of this 3888-nucleotide messenger RNA. NCBI's taxonomy places the organism in Eukaryota, Fungi, Glomeromycota, Glomeromycetes, Glomerales, Glomeraceae. The record is from RefSeq and is a predicted model, not a curated record.